Messenger RNA from Branchiostoma belcheri (Belcher's lancelet), 1337 nucleotides. RefSeq names its product profilin. Gene Ontology annotation, molecular function: actin monomer binding. The record is from RefSeq and is a predicted model, not a curated record. Gene Ontology annotation, cellular component: cell cortex. The coding region runs from base 194 to 574 and encodes 126 amino acids. Lineage: Eukaryota; Metazoa; Chordata; Leptocardii; Amphioxiformes; Branchiostomatidae. The transcript has 4 exons.
GGCCAGGCGUCCCGGCAUUCCUCUGGGGUGAAGUAAAGUUUGUGAUCGGCGGGGGUCUGGAGGAGAGGAUGACAUUUAAAUAGAUCGUCACUGCCAACCAAGGACACUCUAGUACAGGACCCAUUAGUCACAGCUAGGACUUAAGUCUGGUGUAAUAUUCUUCACGGGAGGAGACUUCAAGAAAAUCUCCAGUAUGAGCUGGCAGCAGUAUGUCGAUCAACAUUUGGUGGCGACUCAGUGCGUCACCAUGGCGGCGAUUUGUGGCCUGGACGGCAGCAUUUGGGCCAAAUCCAGCGGGCUGGAGCUGUCACAAGACGAAGUUGCCGCACUGGCGAGAUCCUUCAGCAAGGACGAGGUGUUAGCUGCAAAUGGGAUUAGAAUAGGAGGAACAAAGUACAUCUAUCUGAGUGGGGACGAUAAGCUGAUCAGGGGAAAGAAGGACAGGCAAGGAGUUCACAUAGUGAAAACUAAAACAGCUAUGGUGAUGGCGCUGUACGCAGAGCCGAUCCUGCCGGAGCAGUGCGCCGUGGUGGUAGAAAAACUCGGAGACUGGCUCAUUCAAAAUGAUCUUUGAUAUAGCCCUAAAAGUCUUCUUCUCUGUUGUAUGGAAUUGUAAAUUAACAUUACAAGUUCCUAAGUACUAGUAAUAAUAAACCGGUGUACAGUCGGACGUAAACAUGUCUGAAAUAAUGAUAGCCUUUGUAAGGUGGCAGCCAUUGAUGUAAAUGACCAUUUUGCAUGCAGUAGCUCGGAGAUAUUUUUACUGAGAAAAAGUUCUUAGAAGUGCCACGUGAAUUUGUCAUCUAAUGUUUUUCAAUGUAACAUUUGACAAUAGUCAUCAAUUCAUCGGUUUCAGCUACAUUCCAGGUGACUGUCUUCACUUUCAAGGUAGUUUGUAUUAAUCUAUUAGUCGGACGUGUUUCGUGUUAGACUAGGUUCAAUGGCCGAGCCAACAGAACUUCAAUCUUUCACUUUUCAAUAUCCUGAUUAGAGGGAUACAUGUAGGGAGUACUUGUUGGACAUCAUACACGGUUACCAACACUAGGCCUGGUCCAUUCGACACUGUCAGCCGAGACACAUUACAUUGUAUUCAUCUGUGUUAAUCCCAUAUGAUUAGGAGCCAUUUGUAACUCAUACUUAAAUAUGUUUAUUUAUUUAUUUAUUAAUACUGGUAUUCGACAUGGUGAGAAAUGAGAGUUGUCGUCAUGCUUCAGUUCCUGUUUAGUUUAUCGUGGAAGUCACACUUACCUGAUGAACUGAAUGAUUACUGGAUGUUAGAAGACCGCAUUUAGCCGAAGUGUAUAACUAUGGGUAAUAAAGAUUCAAUGUUAUGGUGA